Glarea lozoyensis ATCC 20868 is the source of this 894-nucleotide messenger RNA. RefSeq lists its product as uncharacterized. Bases 1 to 894 code for a protein of 297 amino acids. The transcript has a single exon. NCBI's taxonomy places the organism in Eukaryota, Fungi, Ascomycota, Leotiomycetes, Helotiales, Helotiaceae. The record is from RefSeq and is a predicted model, not a curated record.
AUGGCGAGAACAUCAGACCGACUUUCGCAUUAUUUGAAUGACCUGGACAACGACUCUCGUCCAUUCGGAGUUGCACCUUUACGACACUAUCCAGUAUCGAAACCCCUCUACUCCCCUCGAGUCCCUCGAUCGUCGUUCAGCAGCGCCGGUAGCCCACCACCAAGUGAAGCUUCCACGCGCUCAUCUGCAAGUCGAUCGAGCUAUCAAAGCGACGCAAGUAGUCGAAGGUCAUCUGCAUCCACUACCUCUUCUGCUCCCAGCAUUCCGCCCUGGCAGCUACCCGAUCUCAACCAACAACUCGCAAUGGCGGUUGAUUACGAUCGUGGGUACGACCUUCCUUGCGAACACACUUUUAACGGCUGUCGAUAUCGAUUCCACCCCGAAUACCAUCAAGAAUGGAUUGCACACGGCAUAUCCCAUUUCUUGAACAAUCCUCUUCCGACAAAGCUGAUUUGCACAAUCUGUGAUGUGGAGUUCGAUAGCGCAAGUCAUGGUGAUACCAGGUCGAACUAUGAAGCCCGAAUGCACCAUAUCGGUCAGCACUUCUAUGAGAAUCGAACUCUGGAUCCCAACGCGCGACCAGCGACCCAUACUCGACCAGAUUACUUUCUCCUCGAACAUCUAAAUCGGACUGGUAUCAUUGAUGACGCGCAUUACUAUGCGCUCGUCAACCCUUCCGAGCGACCAGCCUGCGAAGGUCUUCAGCGUAAUGGUUUCGUAACUCCAGAGCAGAGAGAAAGACGAGAACGAGAAGAGAGACAAUCCCACAGACCACACAACCAGGCAAGAGAAGAUAGACACAGAAGAAAAGAGGGUAAACCUAAGAGCGGAAAGGGGAAAUCCACAUACCCAGCUGAAAAAUCUCGACAUUACGAUACCUACGUAUAUCGCUAG